GUAAUCGGAUGGAAUUAACAACAAUAAACACCGGCAAUCAGAGUGAAAUGAUUCCCUAAUUGGACUUUGCUAUUCAUUCUACCCAGAACAUUUCCAUCAAGAUGUCGUACCAAGGAUUCCAGCAACUUCUUGUGGAGCAGCAGGGCAAGCUGCUCGUCGUGAAAUUCAACAACCCGAAAAAGAAAAACUGCAUCAACAGGUUCACCUACCAGGAGAUGACCCGGGUCUUGACCGAGGUGAACGACGAUGAGGGAGUCAACCUGGUUGUUUUCACAGGCGUCGGCGACAUCUUCACGGCCGGAAAUGACUUGUCCCAGUCUUCCCAGAGCGACGAUAUCGACGCCUACUUCAAGCAAUCCAAUGCUACCUUUAAGGCUAUGGUUCUGAGUUUUGUGAACUGUAAGAAGAUAGUAUUUUCCCUGGUAAACGGUCCAGCAAUCGGAAUCGGAGCCACCAUUGUGGGGCUGUGCGAUGUGGCCUGGUGCUCCGAAACGGCCUACUUCUACACCCCAUUUACCAAAUUGGGUCUAGUGCCAGAAGGUGGUUCCUCCUACAUGCUGCCCUUGAUCUUGGGUCGCUCCAAAGCAUCGGAAACUCUCCUUCUCAACGAACCUCUGAGCGCCCAGGAGGCCUAUCAGUUCAACUUUGUUUCACGCAUCUUCAAGACCUCCGAAUUGGAUACGGUGAUUUGGCCCAAACUGCGUCAGUAUUCCGAGUUGCCCACCAACUCCCUUUUGCAAGGAAAACGCCUCAUCAAGGAGGGAUUCGUGGAGAAUCUCAUCAAAGCCAACGAAUCGGAGUGCAAGCAACUACUCAAACAGUUCCAGCAUCCGGAAUUUUUCCAGGCCAUCAUGGACUUUGCCAGCCGUAAGGCCAAGGCCAAGUUGUAGAUGAUUUUAAGGUUCCAUUAUUAUCUCAACCACGCCUCAGUGGUUAAAAUUAAGCUGGCCUAUUUUUAAACACAAAAGCUUUGUACAUAUGUUUAUAAUUAUGAAAAAAGAUUAGUUGAUUUCAUUUGAUUUUAUAAAACAUACAUCAAUUCAAA
Molecule: messenger RNA, 1045 nt
Organism: Drosophila subpulchrella
Lineage: Eukaryota; Metazoa; Arthropoda; Insecta; Diptera; Drosophilidae
Gene: Dci
Product: enoyl-CoA delta isomerase 2
Exons: 3
Coding region: 102-890 (262 amino acids)
Source: RefSeq, a predicted model, not a curated record